This is a messenger RNA of Solanum lycopersicum (tomato), 3449 nucleotides long. RefSeq names its product receptor-like protein Cf-9. Gene Ontology annotation, molecular function: protein binding. The record is from RefSeq and is a predicted model, not a curated record. Lineage: Eukaryota; Viridiplantae; Streptophyta; Magnoliopsida; Solanales; Solanaceae.
AUGAGAACGCAACAAAACUAUUUGGUUAAGUCCUUGUCUAAAUUAUAUGUGUAACACAUUUACAUUCAUAAUUCAUUAUCUGUAUUGGCUUAACACAACAGAACUAGUUGGUUAUGUCCUUGUCUGAAUUAUAUUAUAUAUGUAACACAUUUACAUUCAUUAUUUAUUAUCUUCCUUGACUUAGCGCAACAAACUAUUUGGUUGUCUUUGUCUGAAUUAUAUGUGUAACACAUUUACAUUCAUAAUUCAUUAUCUGUCUUGACUUAACACAACAAAACUAUUUGGUUAAGUCCUUGUCUACAGACGUAAGUGUACCUUUCAAUGAAAUAGGACUAGUCAAAGAAAUCUUCCUAUAUAGAUAUGAAUAGCCUUUUCUUAAUUUUCACUACCAACUCACAGUACACAGAAUCACUCAGUAUUUCGAAGCAACUUGAACUAAAUCAUGGGAUACAGAAAAUUCUUAUUUCUGCUCUUUGUCUGUUUUUGUCAGUUUUCAUUUUCUUCAUCUAUACCUCAUCUGUGCCACAAAGAUCAAAGCACCGCUCUUUUAAAAUUCAAGAAAACACUCACAGUAGAUUCCUCAUUAGUUACGUGUAGUUCCUACUCUUAUACGAGUUCAUGGAAUAGGAGCAGAGAUUGUUGCUCAUGGGAUGGAGUCAUAUGUGAUGAAAUGACUGGCCAUGUGAUUCAACUUAAUCUCAGUUGCAGUGGUCUUGUAGGAAAGAUUGACUCCAAUAGCAGUCUCUUCCAACUCUCUCAUCUUCAAAGGCUCGACCUUUCUUCUAAUAACUUCUCUAAUUCUCACAUCUCGCCUGAAUUUGGAAGGUUCUCGAGCUUGACACUUCUUGAUCUUUCUGACUCCUAUUUCUCAGGUCAUAUCCCUUCUGAAAUAUCCCAUCUUUCUCAAUUACAGUCUCUUCAUCUCUCCCCGUCAUUUGAAACUAUUCUAAGACUCACAGCCCAUGAUUUGACAUUGCUCCUUCAGAAUUUGACUCAAUUAAGAGAGCUUGAUCUUACUUCCAUAAACAUCUCUUCCACCAUUCCUCCAAAUUUUUCUUCUCAUUUGACAACUCUGAGGAUGGGAAAUACAGGAUUGUACGGGAUAAUACCUGAGAGUAUUUUUCACCUUCCCAAUCUGGAAACACUUGUCUUACAAAACAACAAUCAGCUCACUGGUUAUUUUCCGAAGACUAAAUGGAACAGUAGUGCAUCUCUCAUCGAGUUAGACCUCAGUGGCGUGAAUUUUUCUGAUAAUUUGCCUGAGUCUAUUGGCUAUCUAACUUCGGUGCAUUCUUUGUCUCUUAAAAAUUGCAAACUUAGAGGGCCUAUUCCUGAAUCUCUUUUGAAUCUCACGCGCAUAGAGGAUUUGGACCUUCAAUAUAACUCCCUGAAUGGAACAAUACCAUCAGGGAUGUUCUCUCUUCCGUCACUAAGUCGUUUAGUCUUAAGCAAUAACCAGUUUUCUGGUCAGUUUGAGGAUUUCAAUUCAAAUUCACUGAUCUGGAUUGAUUUAAGCAAUAAUCAGCUGCAAGGACCUCUUCCCAAGUUGAUUCAAAACCAUGUGAACCUAACAGGCCUUAUUCUUUCUUUCAAUAAUUUUAGUGGCCAUGUGGAUGUCAGCCUCUUUGCUGACCUCAAACAGCUUUACUAUCUUGAUCUUUCAUAUAAUCAUAUCUCGUUGACAAAUGAGAACAAACAUAAUGUUACUUUGCCAGGAUCUCUUAUGAGCUUACAGUUGGCCGCAUGUGAAGUGAAAGAAUUGGAGUUUCUAAGAUCCGCAAAGCUUCUUUGGCAUUUGGAUCUUUCAAAUAAUAGGAUUCAAGGAAGAAUUCCUGAUUGGGCAUGGUCUAACUGGAUGUUUUCAUUGCAACGUCUUAAUUUAUCCCACAACAUGCUGCAAGGUGUUGAUUCAAUUCCUCUUCUGUCUAUAGAAGCUAUUGAUUUACGGUCCAAUUUGCUUCAAGGUUCACUACCUAUUCCACCAAUUUCCACAAGAUUCUUCUUUAUAUCCCGUAAUAAUCUGAGUGAAGAAAUUCCUUCAGAUAUUUGCAACUUGACAUCACUGGUAAUGCUUGAUUUGGCAAGAAACAAUUUGAAGGGAGAAAUUCCGCAAUGCUUGGGUUAUAUCAGUAGCCUCGAGGUUCUGGAUAUGCACCACAACAUCCUUUCAGGGACUCUUCCAACGACUUUCAGAAUUGGAAGUGCACUCAAAAGCUUCAACUUUCGUGGGAAUAAGCUGGAGGGGAAAAUCCCACAAUCCUUGACCAAUUGCAAGCAACUUGACGUUCUUGAUUUAGGAGACAAUAACCUCAAUGACACAUUCCCCGUGUGGUUGGGGACUCUGCCAAAGCUGAAAGUUCUAAGUUUGAGAUCCAAUAAAUUGCAUGGGUCCAUUAAAACUCUACCGACUGGAAACAUGUUUCCUCAGCUUAGAAUAUUAGAUCUGUCCUCCAAUGCCUUCACAAAAAGCUUACCAACGAGUCUGUUGCAACAUUUGAAAGCCAUGAGGACAGUUGAUCAAACGAUGAAUGCACCGAGUGAUGAAGGGAAUCGAUAUUACCAAGACUCAGUAGCUCUCGUAACCAAGGGAUUGGAGCUUGAAGUUGUAAGAAUCUUGUUCCUGUACACCACUGUUGAUCUUUCAAACAACAAAUUUGAAGGAUAUAUUCCAAGUAUUAUGGGAGAUCUCAUUGCACUUCGUGUGCUGAAUUUAUCUCAUAAUGGAUUACAAGGUCAUAUACCGUCAUCACUUGGAAGUCUGUCUUCAGUUGAAUCAUUGGACCUGUCAGGCAACCAUCUUGUAGGAGAGAUACCAGCACAGUUUGCUUCUCUUACUUCUCUUGAAGUCUUAAAUCUCUCCUACAAUCAUCUCGAAGGGUGCAUUCCUCAAGGAAAACAAUUCCAUACCUUUGAGAACAAUUCAUAUGAAGGUAAUGAUAGAUUACGUGGAUUCCCACUUUCAGAAGGUUGUGGUAAUGAUUCAGAGACAAAUGAUACCACAUCUGGACUAGACGAUGAAGAAAACGACUCUGAAUUUCUGAAUGAUUUUUGGAAAGCUGCUCUUAUGGGGUAUGGAAGUGGACUAUGUAUUGGAUUAUCCAUAAUAUAUAUCAUGUUCUCAACUGGAAAUCCAAGAUGGCUUGCAAGAAUCAUUGUAGAACUGGAACACAAAAUAAUGAUGGGAAGGAGAAAGAAGCAGCAAAAGCAAAGAAGUGACAAAAGAAGAAAUAAUAGCUUAGCUUGACAAGUUACAUUUGUUCUCUUUGUGUAACAUUGUGAUGUAAAUGAUGUUUAAUCAGUUUUUUUGUAUGCUUUUAAGCAAUAAUAUUACAGUUAUUUCAUAAAAGAAAAAUUAUAGUUAAACAAUGAGCUGAUUGAAAGGUGUUUCAGUUUCGUGUUAAAUCUUAUAUUUAAAAUGCAUUAUACAUAAAUAAACACUUAAAUUUUGA